This is a messenger RNA of Colossoma macropomum (tambaqui), 903 nucleotides long. RefSeq names its product C-C motif chemokine 2-like. Gene Ontology annotation, cellular component: extracellular region. The transcript is spliced from 3 exons. Gene Ontology annotation, molecular function: CCR chemokine receptor binding; chemokine activity. Gene Ontology annotation, biological process: inflammatory response; cellular response to tumor necrosis factor; monocyte chemotaxis. NCBI's taxonomy places the organism in Eukaryota, Metazoa, Chordata, Actinopteri, Characiformes, Serrasalmidae. Bases 49 to 615 code for a protein of 188 amino acids. The record is from RefSeq and is a predicted model, not a curated record.
GCCAGACAAAGUUUCUGUGGUACGGUCUACAGUGUGCAACAAGACAAGAUGCAGCUGAAACGAUUUGCUGUGUUUCUGUUUGCCAUGCAGUGGGCGGAUGUCACAUUAGCGGGGAUUGGACCUCCAACAGAAUGCUGCUGGAAGACAUCCAAUACUCGAAUUAGUGUCAUCCACAUUGUGUCAUACGUACAUCAAGAUCUUUCAUUGUGUCCCAUCAAAGCUGUAAGGUUUACCACCAAAAAUGGAAAAACCAUAUGCUCUGACCCAGAGAGCAGCUGGGCUAAUUUGGCCAUAAAGAUGAUGGAUACAAGGAAAAGCACCCAAGCUUCUCCAGAAGAUCCAAGCUUCAUCAUAGAAGACAAUCCAAGAGAGGAGCUCACCACCACACCAACAUAUACCGAUAAGGAUCCACCAGCUCAGAAGCAGACAGCAGUGCUGCCUUUAACGCUCACUCCAUCUCUCGCAUCAACACAUACACAGAAUCCAAGUGAGUCCACUAUCACAACAACAGUGACGAAGGAGGCUCCUGGAAUUACCAUACUGCCAUGGACACUGAGACGUUUAAAAAAGAAGAGCAAAAGUGGAGUUAGAAAAGCACAGAGGAGAAGAGAUUAACAUUUACGGAAUGUUGAUGACCAAUCAACAUUUGUAUGCAGCUUUUGUCUUUAGAUACAUGCAUAAGUGAAAACUUAGUAUAAAGUAUAAAAAGUAUAAACUUCUUUCUCUUUUUUGUCUGCCUUGAGCUCAGUACCACAACAGAAGAGCUGAUGGAGCUACUGCGACAGGCUGCCGCUAGCACACUGCCAUUUUGAAAAGAUUCUACUUUGACCUUAUUUGUUUAUAUUUUAUAUUGUCUUGGUCAUUAAUGUAAUCAUUAUGGUGAUGACUGCAGUCACAUUGACA